Messenger RNA from Cylindrotheca closterium, 762 nucleotides. NCBI's taxonomy places the organism in Eukaryota, Bacillariophyta, Bacillariophyceae, Bacillariales, Bacillariaceae. The record is from the annotation of a GenBank genome assembly.
AUGAAUUUCACAGGCUGCUUUAAGAAUCCAACAGCAAAGCAUGCUUUUUAUUUGUCCGUGAUUGGUUGCGCUGUGGAAGGCCUCUUCACUGCCGUUGGACUCGCUGGAUACUUUGUGCUUGGAUCGCCACUGCUACUGGUAUAUGGACUUGAGAAUGUAGUGGACUUUAUUAGUAGUGCUGUGGUGCUGUGGCGGUUCUACGCUCCUGGAGAAUUGACAAAGGCACGAGAGCUGGAACUUGCAAGUCGUGAAGAGAGGGCCGGUGUUGCCGUCAGCUUUCUAAUUCUACUGCUGGGUUGCUUGGUCGUUCCUGCGGCCGUGGGAGAUCUAGAAGAAGGCGCUCCUACAGAUCAAGAAGUCGAUGCUGCCCUGGAAUUGGUAAUGAUCAUUUCGUUCUUGAGCGUUACGAUCUUUACUAGCUUGACGUACUUGAAACUCAAAUAUGCAAGAAUUUUGAAUAGUGAAUCUCUUCACAAAGAUGGACUGUGUUCGGUCAUUGGACUAUUGCUAUCGACUCUCAUUUUCAUCACCUCCUGGCUCAUUAAUAAAUAUCCAAUCCUUUGGAAAAUCGAUGCUUACGGCGCAAUGCUGUGUGGUUCCAUUGCCAUCUUCAUUGGGUCGCACGGUAUAAUAACGGCAGUCAUGAAAAAGGAUUUGCCGAUUUUUUCGAUUACAUUCUGGAAGGGUGAGACCGGAACUGAGCCCACCAAUCUUGCAGCAGGAGCCAACGAGCCAAAAACACAGCUUUCGGAAGUGGUUUGA